GACUAUGGCGAUUUUGAACGCGACUUUGAAGUCGCAGAAACAGCGUAUUGGAAGAGGGGCAACUAUUGCCAAGAAAACUUUGAAAGUCUCCCAAGAACUCUUGGUUGACUUGAAAGCUGGAAUUUUCCAACCGGAACUGAAGCGUGACGAGAUCCUGAAAACUCGUGCCGACGUGGUGGGGAUUUUGGAAUUUCUAGAGAAUAUUGAAAAUUGGAUCGCGGAGGAGAUCCAACAGGACGCUGAAACAUCAGCAAAUGUGGAGUUGGUGGCUCAGUACACUAAAUCCAUGAAAGAGCAUGCGACUCUGAAAGAGUAUGAAGUGCUAGCGAAAAGAUUGAAGUUGAUGAAAACGGGACUGGAAGAUGUCAUUAAAAACCAAGAAGAUUGGCAAUCAUUGCCAGCGACUCCGAUUGGAAACAAUGACGGAGAUGAUCAAGACAAUGAUCCAAUGUCCGACGAAGCUCCAACUGUGACAGGGUUGAAUCAGGAAAGUGAUCAAGUGGGACCCAAUCAAGUUACUCUCAAUAUGGAGUUAAUUCUAGCUAGUAUCAAAUCUCUUGAAGAUAGAUUUAAAACUAUGGAAUCAAUUCAGGGAACUGCAAAGGCGACCAAAUGUGGAAAAGUUGGGUCUACGACCAAAAGUAAUUCUGCCAACACGAAAGGAAAAGGAUCGGGUAGCCGAAAGAAGGAUUACACUCAGUCAGAAGACAGUAGUGAGGAUUCUGAUUCGAGUCAAAAUUCCAGCAAAUAUUUGACGGAUGCGUUUGAAGUCAGUGAAAGAAGUGAUACGUCUGAUUCUGAAGAAGAAUCAAAGGCGAGAACUUCUAGAAACACGCGCCCUCAAAAACGCUAUCUGAAGAUGAAGCUCCAAGAGCCUAAAAAAUUUGAUGGAGUCAACAAGCUCGAAUACGAAGAGUGGAAAGUAAUUUUCAUGGAGGGAUACGGAGAAAAUCCUGAUCUCACGAAAAAAUCGAAAUUGAUCCAAUUGAAAGGAUGCGUGACUGGAAGAGCCCAAUCAUUGUUGAACGGUCUUCAAAUCACCGACAAAAAUUACAAAGUGGCCUGGAAAAUUCUGGAUCAUAACUUUUUGUCGAAUGCUCGACCAUUGGAUGAAAUUGAAAAGAGAUUCAGAAACGCCAAGAUUGAUCAGAAAAACUAUGAUCAGAUGAAACUGGACGUAGGUACUAUCACAUCAUUGGUAUAUGAUAUGAAGCAUCGUGGAAUGAAUGUGGAUAGUCCAUGGAUUUAUCAGUCAAUAAUUGGGAAGCUACCUGCUCACAUCGCGGAGGACAUUCUUAUCAAAACUCAAAGCUCAAAAUUCAAUGGCGAAUUCCAUAAAGUUGAGAGAUGGAUCGAUAGAAAAAUCAACGCAAAAAUGGCCAUCAAUGAGUAUCGAAAUGAAAAGAAAGGUCCAAAAGAUUUUGAAUUGGAAAAUGAUGUGAACCAGUUGGAAGCAAAAAAUGAGAAGGGUAACCCCAAAGAAAAUGGUCAACAGGGGUUUCGGAAAGAGGGAGGCCACCCGGGACAAAAAGGCCACAAUAAAUCUACAUGCAGAUUCCACAACAAAGGAGAAGACAACGGACAUCCAUUCUGGAAAUGCUCCAAAUCUGGUGAAGAAAUUCUUGACAUUGCCGUCAAACAAGGACUUUGCUUCAUGUGCUUCAGCAAUAAGCACAUCAGCGACGAAUGUCGGAGAGACAAGCUCAAGUGUCAAAAGUGUAAACGUGGACACAAUACCAUCAUCCACGGACCAGUGGGAAAAUGGUUCAGAGCAAACCAGAAGCCAAGACAGGAACCUCAGCAGUGGAACUACAAGCCAGGAACACACGGAUACCUUCAGCAACAGGCAGGCGCAAACGGCGCUGGCCCGAGCGAGUCUCAUUAGAGACCCGCUCGAACAAAACCUUAUCGCUCCGAAAGGAGCGCAACAGUCAGCAGCUUAUGCUGCUGACAAAGAGCCUGACAACACCAGGGCUCUAUGUGAGGGGGGUGACGACAUCGAAGAGCACGAAAUUUCAGCUCUUGAUGCAGAAUUUUCCAGAAAGGGAGAAAUGGCUUAUUUACUUUUGAAAACCACAAAUGGAAAUGAGUUAAUUGGUUUAAUUGAUACAGGAGCAAAUUGUUGUCUAAUUUCUGAAGAAUCGGCAAAAAGAAAUAACCUAGUAGUGGAAAAAACUGUUAGAAUGAGAUUGAAAGGAGUUGGUAGUGAUGACGUAUUUGUUUCCAACAUUUACAAAGUGCCAUUCAAUAAUAAAAUAUUGUACGCCAAAAGUUAUAACAAACUUACAUCAAAAGUCAGAACUUCCAAACUUGAAAAAUUUGAAAUUCAAAUUCUUGAACAAAUGGGAAAAGAUACGAGUGCACUGGAAAAGUUGCAUAACAGCAAUGGGAAAAUAAUUGACAUGAUUUUAGGUACUGAUAUAAUUUGGCAACUUUUUGAAGAAGCUGAAUUCAAAAGAGUGAGCAAUGAGAAAACCCUUGUGUGUACAAGCUUGGGUGAAUUCAUUAUUCCGACUAGUUUCAGAACAUUGAGAGGAGAAGAAAUGGGUGAAGAAGUGUACACGAGCGAAGCAUGGAUAGAGGAAGAAUUUGACUCGUGCAAUCAGAUAACAGAGAUGGAAGAAGAUGAAGCUGAUUUAUCUUCAACAGCUCUUGAAAAGAUGUGGAGGUUAAACGUCUUAGGACUCGAGACUCCAGAAUUGGCAAAAGAAGAACAGUCUCACAUGGAAGACGUUUUGGCAGAAUUCCAAAAAACAGUAACAUGGGAAAACGGAAAUCUUUUGGUGAAACUGCCCAUGAAUGGAAGUGAAAUUCAUUUAGAGAACAACCUACCGAUUGCAAUGCAACGAUUGAAAAAUCAGUUCUAUAAACUUACAUGAUCUCCAGAAGUUAUCAAAGAAUAUUAUGACAUUAUCCAAAAACAAUUGAAGUCAGGUUUUGUUGAAGUUUGUAGUGACAUUCCACCAAAAAACAGAUGUUUCUAUAUUCCACACAUGACUGUAGUGAAACAAGAUUCAAAUACGACAAAGUUAAGAAUGGUGUUGGAUGCAAGUUCUCAUAUGAAAAACAAGUUGUCUCUUAAUCAGUGUAUCAAAAGUUCACCAUCAAUAAUAAAGCUAAUAACUGGAAUUUUGAUGCGAUGCAGAGCUGGAAAAUUUUAUAUGACGAGUGAUAUUGAAAAAGCUUUUCAUCAAAUUCGGUUGCAAAAAGAUGACAGAGACUUCACAAGAUUCGUUUGGGUAAAGGAUCCGUCCAAAGGACCUGUUACAGACAAUUUCAUCACAUACAGAUUCACAAGGAUUCCAUUUGGAUUAUCAUGUUCUCCGUAUUUAUUAGCGGCAUCUAUCCUAACGUACAUGGAAAAAUAUCCAGCUGAAAUCAAUAAGCAUUUGGAACAAAACUGUUAUGUUGACAAUAUGAUGUUCACAACGAACAAUGAGUCUGAGUUAAUAAAUAUGUACAAGGAGUCUAAGGAAGCAGCAAAAAAGUGGGGAAUGAACCUCCGAGAGUAUCAAACCAAUUCGGAAAGUACAUCUAGUGCUAUUCCAGAGAUGGACAGAGCUCCACAAAAGCCCAACAAAAUUUUGAGUCACAUAUUUGAUGCUCAAAAAGACACGAUGACUCUGAAAAUUCCGGUUCCUCCCAAGGAUCAAAGACCAACAAAAAGAGAAUUACAAUCGUUUCUAGCAAAGUUUUAUGAUCCAAUGGGAAUUCUUACACCACUGACUGUAAGAUUGAAAUUAUUUCUGCAAUCUCUCUGGCCUACAAAGAUCAAUUGGAAACAAAAGAUUCCAGAAGGUACAGAAAAGAUUUGGGAAACAAUUCGGAAACAGUUCCAACAUCAACAGUUCACGUUCGCAAGAACAUUGACACAAAAUUUUGAUUUCAUCAGGUCAAAGCUCAUAAUUUUCAGCGAUGCAUCCAAAAAUAGUUACGGACUAGCAGCAUACAUCAGAUUCGAAUAUCCCGACAAAACUGUUAAAACAUCCUUGAUUAUGGGAAAAUCCAGAGUGAAACCGUUAAACAAAGAUGUGCGGUAUACAAUUCCAAGAUUGGAAUUACUCGCCUUGGCGACUGGCACAAAUUGUGCAAUUUACAUUCAAAAAGAGCUUCAUACAAAUAUUCCAUUUGAAUCAGUAGAGUUCUUCUCGGAUUCAAUGAUUGCUCUUGCCUGGACAACCACUCAGAAACCACUGAAAAUCUUUGUCAGCCAUCAAGUUCAGCUGAUAAAAGAGAAUUGCAAAAUGUUGGGUGAUCUAGAGAUCAAUCAUAAACUACAUUAUGUUCGCACAGAAGAUAAUCCAGCGGACAUGACAACUCGAGGAAAAAGUUCUAAUGAAUUAUUCGAGUCGAAAUUGUGGUUUCAGGGCCCAGAAUUCUUGAAUAAAUCAGAAACAGAAUGGCCACAACAGUGGACAGACAAUUCUACUAUCCCAAAAUGUAUUGCCAAUGAGAUAGAUGAGGAAACAAGUGGUGAAAAAAAGAAAAGAAGUAUUGGAAAAGCUGAAGAAUACAUGAUCAAUUUGUCAACAGCUACCGAAGAAAACGAAGAAACUCUUCCAUUCACUUCCACAGUACCGUAUGAAAAAACGAAUUCAUUAUUCAAACUUAUCAGAAGUACCAAGGCUGUCAUGAAAGCAGCAUCACUUUUCAGAAAGAACGCUGGUAAGCAGUGUACAGGAAAAUUACUGAGAAAUUUUUCAGCAGCUAAAGAUGGAGUGGAAGGAAACGAAGACAGACGAAAGUCUGCACUGUAUUACUUAAUUAUUGAUCAUUACAAAGAUGCAGACUCAAAAUCAGAAUUCAAAAUUGCAGCAGAUCUCAAACCAAUGAUGGAUAAUUUUGGCUUGAUAAGACAUAAUACGAGAUUAGACAAGUCUAAUUUACCACGAGAUACAAAAUUUCCAAUUAUUCUGUUGCGAGAUCACAAGCUGACAGAAAUGAUAAUGAGAGAUAUUCAUUGGAGAAAUAAGCAUAUCGGCACGGAGCAACUCUUCGCUGAGUGUCGGAAGACUUACUGGAUUCCAAAAGGCAGGCAACUCGCAAGGAAAAUUGUGAGCUCGUGCACAGUUUGUCGGAGAGCAGCAGGGAGAAAAUACAAAUAUCCAGAUAUUCCACCUUUGCCGGAAUGCAGAGUACAGAAAUCUAGACCGUUUGAAAGAAUUGGACUAGACUAUUUUGGACCCAUCUACUACAAGGCGAAUGGAGUUGAACGAAAAUGCUGGACAUUAAUUUGUACAUGUCUGGUAACAAGAAAUAUCCAUCUGGAACUGGUUUCAGACAAUGGAACAGUCGAGUUUAUUUUGGCUAUGAGAAGAUUCUUUGCCAGAAGAGGAACACCAAGAAAAGUUUUGCUUGAUAAUGCCAGAACUUUCAAACUGGGAGAGAAAAUUUUCAAUGGAGAUAUUCGAAGACUUGGCUCGGAAUGUGAAGCAUUCACGACCUUCCUGGAUCAGAAUCCAAUGAAUUGGGAUUUUAUCACUCCCUUGAGUCCUUGGAAAGGCGUGAUCUACGAGAGACUGAUUGCAAUUGUCAAAAGACUACUGUACUCGUCCGGAGACACUGCCAAACUAAACUUCGUUCAAUUAUUCACAACAAUGACAGAGAUUGAAGCCAUCGUUAAUUCACGACCAAUUACUCGCAAUUCAGAAAAAUUGACAGAUUCACCAGUAAUUAGACCAGCCGACUUUCUGAAUCCAGGAGUCACUCUCGGAAUAUUACAAGAUGAUGUGAUAGUUGAUGAAGAUUCUGUUGGAAAAGUAGAGCAAUUGGCCAGACUUCACUUGGCAAAAUUGAAUAAUCACCUUGAAGGAUUAUGGAAAGAUUGGGGAGAAUUGUACCUCACACAGCUCAAAGAAGCGCAUAAACAAAACAGGCAAUAUACCAGAGUUGAACCAAAAAUUGGGCACAUUGUUAUAGUAGAAGAAAAACUGCUACCAAGGCACAAGUGGCUACUAGGCCUGAUUAGUGCGUUACACACAGCACCGAAUGGAGAUGUUCGUACCGUAACAAUUCGAUACAACAACAAAGAUCUAGUCAGAUCAGUGAACCAACUGGUUCCUAUUGAAAUGAAUGAAGGUCUUCAAGACAUUGAAAUCAAUCCGCAAGCAGAAGCAGCAUCCAAAACUGAACCAUCGAAUCCAAAGAAUUCAGAGAAUUCAGAACAAACUGAGCACAAAUCUUCAAAUGACGAAUGUGCACAGCCAAAAAUUGAAGAAGUUGAUACUGAAUCGACUGAUGAGUGUGAUCUCAGAGAGAGAUUACCAAGAAAAGCGAAACUCGGAGUUACUUAUUACAACUGUGAUCUGGUCUCCACUAAUAUUGCUUCGGAUAUAAUUGGAAAUAAGGAUUCUAUGAUACCGGUUGAAAACCCACUUGACCAAGAUGUCCCUUCAGGCCAUCUUUUUGGGGCCGGGAGUGUCGCGAACGCGGAGAACCAAGA
Molecule: messenger RNA, 6442 nt
Organism: Caenorhabditis elegans
Lineage: Eukaryota; Metazoa; Nematoda; Chromadorea; Rhabditida; Rhabditidae
Source: the annotation of a RefSeq genome assembly